AUGUUGCUCCUUCAAUUUGUCUUGCUAUUGUCCUUUCUGGCUACGCACUGUUCGGCUGGUCCGAUCGCUCGCCUUUUAUCUCCUGCCCAGGACUCUGCGGCUUCUGCCUCGCAGCUCUCGGAGCGGGAUGCUGCUCAAGACGACCAGGAUAUUGGGAUCGUUGUCACCCCAGUUACUCCCACUUGGCUAGAGUCGAGCACGACUUCUACUACCACAGUUUCCAAGGUUACGCCAACCAAGCCGGGAUACGCGGUCUACUUGACCUAUCCCUGGGACAUCCACUCAUACCCGGAUGCCACUACCACUACCACUACCAUUACCACUACCGAAACGAAGAAGGAACCAACACACACUACGUCCACGUCUUCUUCUCAUUCAACUUCCAAGUCCACUACUACAAGCUUGACUUCAACCAGUACGGUUUCUAAGGUCACGCCUACCAAGCCGGGGGACCUCCACUCGUACAAGGAAACCGAUCCUACGACCACUACAACGAGCUCAAAAUCAACUUCUUCCAAGACUACAGCAACCAGCCACGUGCAUGCCAUCACCAGCCCCGUCAUCGUCUGGGUCACAGCCAAUUCCUCAGACGCGAGUAUGUAUUUUUGGGAUACAAAGCCCAGCACGGUGCCGGACGUGAAUAAUAGCCCUCUUACUGAUUCUCGGAGCACUACCACCAAAACUACCCCCAAAGCUACCACCAAGUCUACCACCUCCACCUCCAACACUAAAUCUCACGAUGCGGACAAUGGAGAUGUAGUGACUCUCACUUCUACAUCCACCGUUGUGGUUUAUGAGUCUCCAACCUCGACGCACACGGUGUAUGAAUCUGUUUCUACGAAGGCGCAUAUCUAUGCUGAAAACUUGGGUUCUGGAUCUGGAUCUAAGGCUGCCUCUGGAACUCCCUCGGAUUCCACGUCGAACUCUGGGAGCUCUGAUCCUGGUUUAAAGAAUGAUACAACUUCCAACUUCAACUCCGAUUCCACCUCCGCGUCCGCAGCUACUGAUACCCAUUCCGACUCCGGCUCCGGCUCCAAGGGAAACGACUCGGGCAUCCUGUCCGUUGUCCCUAUCACACCGUCGGACGACGGCAUGGCCGGUACGGUGACUAGUACUAAGACUGUCGUGAUAUCUUAUCCAAUCGAAACCACGGUGGUCCAUACAGUGAUCUCCCGGUUUCCUUAUAUUACGACCAAGACGGAAUCGAUCACGGUAACUCAUACCGAAACGGCCACGGUCACACACACCCGCGAAUGGGUACUGCAUGAGCCGGGCACUUGCUCAGAUAUCAAGUAG
Messenger RNA from Penicillium riverlandense, 1296 nucleotides. RefSeq lists its product as uncharacterized. NCBI's taxonomy places the organism in Eukaryota, Fungi, Ascomycota, Eurotiomycetes, Eurotiales, Aspergillaceae. Bases 1 to 1296 code for a protein of 431 amino acids. The transcript has a single exon. The record is from RefSeq and is a predicted model, not a curated record.